Molecule: messenger RNA, 876 nt
Organism: Suillus discolor
Lineage: Eukaryota; Fungi; Basidiomycota; Agaricomycetes; Boletales; Suillaceae
Exons: 7
Coding region: 1-876 (291 amino acids)
Source: RefSeq, a predicted model, not a curated record
AUGUCCGAUAAUGCAGACUACUGGGUCGAUGCAGGGGGUAAGGUCUUCACAUUUAAAUUUCCCGCAACACUGGACCUCAAUAGUCAAUAUAAUUGGACAGGUCCAUACUUCAAUCUUCCUCGAACUGGUCUUGACCUUGCUGCAUUGAAAAAGAUGUGGGCCCAGUUUGAACUUCGGCCUCUAGAUGCCAUGGCCACUGACAAGUAUCCAAUGGAAGCCAUCAAAUGCAGUGGUAACACCCUUGACAUGUUGAAUGUCCUAUUUGGUGAGGUGGAGGAGGCUAGGAAUGCAUUUCUCGAUAAGAAUGCUUACCCCAAGGAUGUGCCUUUCUGGUGUCAAUAUCCCCAUGGCGAGAAUCAGUGUUUCACUAUCAUCGUGAUGUCAAUCCCUUUGCUGGAAGACAUCCCUGAUCCGUCGCAUGCCUCGGUGCCUCGCUUGAAGAGGAUGGACAUCGGAAAAAGUGACAUGAUGCAUAGUCCCUCCAAUGCUAGAGCUGCUGCAAUGGCAGGUGGGGGGUCAGGCAAUGAUGGGGAGGGUUCUACUCAAAUGAAUGGUCAUCAACACCUGUCUGAUUUGCCUGAUCCCCUGGGCCUUUACACUGGAUUUAUUGCACAGUUCAAUCUGUGUGAUACUAAGAUUGUGGCCCCAGAUGUACUGCCUGAUGCAUCCAUCACCACCACCACUUUUGCCGAUCUUUGUAAAGGAAAGUGCAAAGCUAUUGACGAAGCAGGAGAUAGUGGGCCAAGCAAGAAACCAGUCCACGUGGAUGAUGCAGCUGACAGUGCAGGUGAGGAGGUUCAUGAGGAGGAGGAGGAGGAGGAUGACUUGUAUGGAAGUAUGGAAGAUCCGAAGCAUAUGAUGGACAUUGAGGAUUGA